Drosophila willistoni is the source of this 3092-nucleotide messenger RNA. It is a transcript of the gene snu, whose product is annotated as ABC transporter G family member 20. The transcript is spliced from 10 exons. The record is from RefSeq and is a predicted model, not a curated record. The coding region runs from base 261 to 2591 and encodes 776 amino acids. Lineage: Eukaryota; Metazoa; Arthropoda; Insecta; Diptera; Drosophilidae. Gene Ontology annotation, cellular component: membrane. Gene Ontology annotation, molecular function: ATP hydrolysis activity; ATP binding; ABC-type transporter activity.
CAUAAAACAGACAUACAAAAGCCCGAAAUCCACUUCACGUCCACUUGAGCAUUGCAAAAGAUUGGCUGCAGUUGCGUUUGGUUUUUUUUUUUGUUUUUAUGUACCUCUAUACAGUUUUGUGAAGUUGUUUAAUAGUUUGUUGGUCUUAAAAGUAAAAGAAACUAACAUUUAAAUAAUAGCAUAUAAAGCCAAACAAAAGGUAAACUUAGAGCCAAAUAACACCCACCACAGGCAGAGACAGAUCACGACCGCCAAACAAAAUGCUGAUAUCAACCAUAUCUACAGAUUCCGUUAUGACGGCCACAAACAACGAUGGUGGCACACACGAUGCGAAUGCAAUGGCCACUUGGGGCGCCCCAGCAGCCGGACCACGUAACACACAGGCAGCUGUCUCAGUGCGACAUGCGUUCAAAGCCUAUGGCAAAAAGAAGAAUGCCAAUCAGGUGUUAAACAAUCUCAAUAUGACAGUGCCCAAGGGAACAAUUUAUGGUCUUUUGGGUGCCUCCGGUUGUGGUAAGACUACACUUCUCUCCUGCAUCGUGGGACGUCGGUAUUUGGAUUCAGGCGAAAUUUUUGUGCUCGGUGGCAAACCCGGUACUCGAGGAUCUGGUGUGCCUGGCAAACGUGUGGGCUAUAUGCCGCAGGAGAUUGCCCUCUAUGGCGAGUUCUCUAUUCAAGAGACCAUGAUGUAUUUUGGCUGGAUAUUUGGCAUGGAAACCAAAGAGAUAUUGGAACGUUUGCAAUUUUUGCUUAAUUUCCUGGACUUGCCGUCCGAGAAGCGUUUGGUUAAGAAUCUCAGCGGUGGUCAGCAACGUCGUGUAAGUUUCGCCGUUGCCCUGAUGCAUGAUCCCGAGCUACUUAUUCUUGAUGAGCCAACUGUGGGUGUGGAUCCUCUAUUGCGUCAAAGCAUCUGGAAUCAUUUGGUUCACAUUACCAAGGCCGGACAGAAGACAGUGAUCAUAACUACACAUUAUAUUGAAGAAGCGCGACAAGCUCAUACGAUUGGUCUGAUGCGCUCAGGACACUUGCUGGCCGAGGAGUCGCCCAGCGUUUUGUUAACCAUGUACAAGUGCAUUAGUCUCGAGGAGGUGUUCCUCAAGCUCUCACGCAUUCAGAGCCAAAAGGGUGAUGUCACGCAUGUGAACUUCAGUAACAACAUCUCAUUGCAUGCCAUGGCAUUCGGCAGUAAAAUGGACAAGCCAAGUUCCAGCCAGGAAGGCGGUGUCGUUGGCCUUAACUUCCACCAGAGCAAGGAGGUGUUGAUCAACGAUAGCAAUGGAUCAAUUUACACGUUAAAUCAAGAACCGUAUAAUCCACCGCCAUCAAAACGGAAUAACAAUCCCAAUGAUGAAGAGAGUUGCCAAGAUUGCUAUGCCAGUCUCUGCAAAGUCACGUCCAAAGGAAAGAUUCGUGCCCUAUUGACCAAGAAUAUGUUGCGGAUGUGGCGCAAUGUUGGCGUGAUGUUAUUUAUCUUUGCCUUGCCCGUGAUGCAGGUGAUACUCUUCUGUUUGGCCAUAGGACGUGAUCCGCAAGGCCUCAAUCUGGCUAUAGUCAAUGGAGAAAUGAACGAUACGGAAACUUGCUUUUGGGAGGAUGGUUGCCACUUUGCCAAUUUGGGUUGUCGCUAUCUCAAUCAUCUCAAUACAACGGUGGUGAAAACGUAUUAUGAGAACAUAGAGGAUGCCAAGGCGGCAGUAAGGAACGGCGAUGCAUGGGGAGCUCUAUAUAUAACAGAGAAUUUCACCGAUGCCUUUACGGCACGUGCUGCCCUAGGUCGCGACUCUGAUGACGAGACAUUGGAACAGUCUGAGGUCAAGGUCUGGCUGGAUAUGUCAAACCAACAGAUUGGCGUCAUGUUGAACCGCGACAUACAAUUGGCUUAUCGUGACUUUGCCAUGGGUCUGCUUGGUCAGUGUGGCAAUAAUCCCAAAUUGGGCGAUGUGCCUAUUCAGUUCAGAGAUCCCAUAUACGGCACCAUGAAUCCUUCUUUCACUGAUUUCGUAGCACCUGGCGUGAUCUUGACCAUUGUGUUCUUCUUGGCUGUUGCUUUGACGUCAUCGGCACUUAUCAUUGAACGUACCGAGGGUCUAUUGGAUCGUUCUUGGGUUGCAGGCGUCUCGCCGGGCGAAAUUCUCUUCUCCCAUGUCGUUACCCAGUUUGUGGUCAUGUGUGGCCAGACCGCUUUGGUGCUCAUCUUCAUGCUGGUGGUCUUUGGAGUGACCAACAAUGGCGAUCUAUUUUGGGUUAUUGUACUGACACUGCUGCAAGGCAUGUGCGGCAUGUGUUUCGGUUUCCUCAUCUCAUCUGUCUGUGAGCUGGAACGUAAUGCCAUUCAACUGGCCCUGGGCUCCUUCUAUCCCACACUUUUGCUGUCUGGUGUUAUUUGGCCUAUUGAAGGCAUGCCAGUGGUGCUAAGAUACAUUUCACUGUGUCUGCCCUUGACAUUGGCCACCUCAUCGCUGCGUUCGAUAUUGACACGUGGCUGGGCGAUAUAUGAAUCUGACGUAUAUAUUGGCUAUCUGAGCACGCUCUCUUGGAUUUUGGGCUUCCUCAUUCUGACGCUGCUUGUGUUACGCGCGAAACGCGGCUAGAGUUUAAAAAGGGGCCCAUAAUUCUAGAUAUAUAGUAUAGUUUUGAGUUUAGUCGUCAUCGUCGUCCUCGUCGUCCCUUUCUAGUUCGUAAGAUGCUUAAGGUCCUAGCAACUUUUCAGUUUCGCUAUCUUCUGAAAUUUCUGUUUCUUCACUCCCUCUCUUUCCCUAUCUCUAUAUAUAUAGUUUUUUUAUAUCUGCCCAGAAACGUCAUAAAUUAUUUAAGCACACAUGCACCAACUUCUUCCUUUCCUUUCUGUUACUAUUGCCUCUUUAAAACUAUUCAAUAAUUUAGGUUUUUGCACAUUUUUAUAGUAUAAUUUGUAAGGUUUAGGUACUUAAAUGAAUUGUUGUAAAUAUCUUAGAUGAUCACAAAUCAAAAAAAAAAAAAACAAAACAAAAGUUAAUUUCGUGACGCAACAGACCGUCCAUUAUUUGCAAUUCAAUUUUCACGACCUUAUUCUUUAUUCAAAAAAAAGAAAAAAACUAAGAAAAGAAAAAAAC